Molecule: messenger RNA, 10506 nt
Organism: Ctenopharyngodon idella (grass carp)
Lineage: Eukaryota; Metazoa; Chordata; Actinopteri; Cypriniformes; Xenocyprididae
Product: zinc finger protein 629
Exons: 5
Coding region: 8482-9846 (454 amino acids)
Source: RefSeq, a predicted model, not a curated record
CGGUCUUCCGGUCUAUUACGGAUGUUGUGUUUGGAUACACCAGAACCCCACAACAGACCACCACGAGGAAAAUAAGCAAAUGUAUUGAACACGAAAGAUAAUUUACACGACAAUAAUAUUCGUACAGUAACAACGCUCUGAGAUUAACGGGACUACUUAUAACAGCGAAUGAUAAAUGACCGCGAGCGAGCCAUGGAUUAAGGGCGCCGACCGUAUAGGCAUUUUAUGAGAACUUUUCAAAUCAGAUCAAGCAUUUGGGUACCAUGGAUGGCGAGUUACCACCAUGGAAUAAACACGGAAGCCAUAACAGCAGGGUUCCCUAUAAUAUAUCAGGGGAACAUCAGGAGGAUAAUGACUUGAUAGGAGACAGCUUUGCAGCGGGAGAACCCGUGUCAUCGCUGUCAUCUUGUAUGAGUGGUGCAUUUAAAGCUUUGUUACCAGAUUACCAUGGAACUUCCUCAGAAAUGACGACAAAUUCUGUUAAAUAUUCAUAUUCUCCCAAUAAUCAUUGUCUCAUCAAACCUGGUGCUGCAGUGGAUGAUAAGAUAGUGGAGAGAAGGGAAAAAAGCGAUUUUCUGAAAGACCCUUUGUGUGAAGCAUCAGCUAGUGUCACACAUUUGCUUCCACCCAGAUGUGCCCAAUAUGUGCCACAAGAAAAGGACCAAGGAAACUGUAAUUGGACGUCCGUGAUCAAAGAUGCUCUAGAGAUGAGUAAUGGAAUGGAAAUGGAACCGACUUUAUCCAUGGAUGUAUGUGGCCCCUUAAUAGACUUCAAUGCUGUAUAUAAAGGACCUGAAACUGAGGCAAAAUUUACAUUAAGAGAUGACUAUCAGAUAGCAGGAUCCAAACUAAAUGAGAGACAGGAUGGGCAAGGAAUGAAAGAAGAACCGGAUUCCUUUAUUUCAAUGUUGUCAGAUGGCAUCAGUAAAAAGAAAGAUGUUCUGGAAAUGGGGGAAAGUGAUGAGCCAAGCGUAUUAGCUGUAGGAUCAUCUCUAGGAAAGGAGGAACUUGGAAUGACUGGAUUCAGAGAAAAUGAGCCAGGGUUAUUAUCAGGAUUUAAUAGGAGUUCAUACACUCCUUUUUCUUCUUCAGAAGGUUUUGUGAAAAGUGAAAAGUUCCCAGGUAUUCCUUCGGUCAAGCAGUCUGUUGAACACACCCUCCAAGGAAUCACACAAGGAUCCGAGUCGUGCAAAGAUGUCAGUCCAGAAAAAACUGCGGGCACAGAUAUUUGCUUCAAACAUGCAACAGGAAACAAUAAAACUGUUCCUGAAGGAUCUAAUCUAUAUGGUUUUCAUCAUCUUGAUCUUCAAAAGGACUGUCACCAAGCAGAGAUUACAGAUGGAAACACUUCAAUUAAUUACCAGGAUCAUUCCUUACAGCAUGAUGUGCAAGACAAGAAGGUAAACACAAGCAAUCUGCAUGUCUCUGAGUCUAAAACAAAUAAUGCUGAAAUCAGUCUAAAGAUGGAAACAGAAUCUGCCCCUGAAAUUAAUAACUCUACUUUAGGGUCAGAGACAGUUCCAGAUCAAACGGUUGUAUCCAACAAAAUUCAUCUCGAUUAUAAAUGUAAGGAUUCUCCGAUAGAACCAGGGGAAAGUGGCAAAUUAAAUCCAAGUACAGUUCUUCUGCCUUGUGAUGAAAAGGUACAAAACUCUGAAAAAAAUGAAAACACAUUUCUCAACAUUACUUCAGAAAGCAGUAUUCCUCCAACUACUGAGAAUGUUCAUGCAGCUCCACCUUCUCCCACUUCAAGGAUCGAUUGCUCCUCUCAGCCUAACCUACAGAAAGCAUUGCAAAAGUGUAAGAAAUCAAGAAAAAGAAGAAAAUCUGAACUUGAGAAAUUAAAUGGACCAAUACACAAGUCUAAUAAAAGAGAUUGUUCUGUGUAUGGCACAGGAAUCUGUGCUGUCAAACCGGACACAACUGGAAGUGAAGAAACUAAUCAAGACUUUUCAUUGACUAAAAAUGACAGUACUGCAAUGAAAGAAGAGGACUUAAUUACAAAUGGUGUAAACCCACCUUCACCUAGAAAUAAAUUACUAUGUCAUUCACAACUGCGGAUGACACAACUUGAACUAGUGGAAGAUACAGCAGAGACCUCACGAAAACCAGAUCAUAGCUGCUCUGAAACCUCUCAGGUAAAAGCAUCUUCAACCGCUAGGAUCGACAAGAAGGCUGUUUCUAGAAGGAAACAGAAGAACAGAACAAGGUUACAUUUAGAAGCAAAAAAAUCUGCUAGAUUUAGCAAUCAGUGUUUGUCUCAAAGCACUGUCUUGUCCUCAGAAGAGGACUGUACGUCACAUUUUCAGGUCAGUGACGCCACCCAGGUGAAAGAAGUCAGUAACCCAGCAAUAAUCCAACAGGCCAUCUCUGGAUUAGAGUCCAGUAUUCCUGAGUGCAGUCCAAAAAAAUCUACAAAAAAGAAAACAUUGCAAACAGAAAAAUAUGCUCUACUAACACUACAAAGCAAAGGUGAUCCGCAUGAUGAUCUCACAACAUUUUCAGAAGUUGAGGCAGACUUAAUGGACUUCAAGAAGCAUCAGAAAGUGAGAAGACCUGGUAUAAAAGCUUCUAAAGGCAAAAAUGACAAGCAUGCAACUAGUCUGCUCAAUAGUCAGCCUUUACUAGAGUCUGUGAGUCAAACAGAUUCUGUUUCAACCUCAGUGACUGAAUCUUCAAACAUUCUAAGCCCUCAGAAAAACCCAAAGAAAUCAAGGCAAAAGAAAAGAGCAGAUAUCAAAAAGGCAUCAAAAUCCCCACAAGAGAAUAUUCCCUUACCGUUAUCCAAAUCUAAGGAAAACAUGGUGAUUUCCAACACAAGGACUAUGACAGAAAAAAGAUCUGUAAAGAAAGCUAUUAGAACAGAUGACUGUGACACUACUCUUUUGGACUUACAACCUUCUACAGCCACUCAGGAGCAAAAAGAUUCUGCUCCAACUGCGGAAACGGAAGCUGAGUCACCAAUUGUUUUCAGCACACCAAGGAAGUCGGUGAAAAAGAAAUUGUCAAAUAUUAAACGUAAAGCAGUACAUAUACCUGCAGUUGACCAAACAAAAGCUCAAAGUGUUUUGAAUCCACUCUCAGAAUCUGAUGCCAGCAUUGUGCAACCAACUAUAAGAAGGUUCAGCACAAGAAAAACACUUGACAAAUUUGUUUCUCAUAACACAGUCAGUGAGAACUGUGAAUCUGUUCAUUUGAAUCAGUCAGUUUCUUCAGAUGAUUCUGUGUCUGCUACAGUAACUGAGUUUUCAGGUUUCAGCCAAAAGAACACAGAAAAAACAUCAAGUAAAAGGAGAAAGACAAAUAUCAAAUUUAUGGAGGCACAAACAUCCACUACUAGCCAAAAGAAAGAUGUUCCUGUACUGCCUUCAGAAGACUUUGCAUCGAUUGUGGUUUCGAAUCCAGAAAAGAUUGUGAAAGUCAAAAAACUUUCUAGAAACAAAACAAAUGACAACCACUUAAAUGAUCAUUUGGUUGAAGACACAUCUUUAUUAGCAUUUGUGACACAAGAAAAUUCUAUUUCACCUUCAAAGAUUGACUCUUCAAGCAGUUUUAGACAAACCAACACACUGAAAAAGCCAAGAAAAAAGACUGCGACCAAAAUCAAAAAUGAGGCAGAAGAAAUACUCGGUGUAAACCAGCAUGAAGAUUUGGUUGCAGUAACCUCAAAACCUAGUGCAAACAUAGUGGCCUCCAGUUCACAGAUGACUUUAAAAGAAGAAAGACUUGUGGAAAAGGCAAUUACAGAGGAAGUGAAGGACAACCACGCAACUGCUCUUUUUGUCAUGCAGACUUCUACAGCCACUUUGCAGCACGCUGAAUGUGUUUCAACUUCAUUUGCUCACAGCACACCAAAAAAAUCUAAGAAAAUGUCUGACAUUCAAGGUGGAGUACUACAUACACCUGCAGUUGACCAGUCAAUGCAACAAGAACUCCAUCCAUUUGAUUCUUCAUCAACAACAGAAAUUGAUAAUGUCCUAAACCAAAAGAAGAUAAAAGUGAAGACGAAAAGACAGAGUAAAAAGUUCACUAAACGCAAAACACAUGUUACCCAAGCAAUCAGCAGUAUUAGAGAACAGUCUUUUCCAGCUACUGUGCAGCAUGAAAAUUCAGUUUCAAACAGAAACACAAAUUCAAGGUCUGAAGAAAUGGCACAGAAACAUAAGAAAAAGAAAACAUCAGCACUAAAAGUUCGAAAUUCUCAACCAGAGGACUAUGCUGAACAUUCUACGAUUUUGCCAGCACUUUUGCCUCCACCAAUAUCUCUGGGUAAGGAUGCAACACAAGACCCUUGCAUAAAAACAGAUGCUGUGAAAGAAUCAGCUGAAAGUCAUGUUGAAAACCAGGAUUUCAUCACUACUGAAGCUGUCGCAUGUUCUCAGAGCUUGCUGAAGAAGGCAAAGAAAACAAAAGGGAAACAAUUGCUAGUGCAAAAAGAAGUUAAUGAACAAAGCAAGAUCCUAGAGCUGGCACACAGAGAGAACAAAAUGUCAGAUGCGCCAUCUGUUGUGCGGGAGGUAGCUUCUGAGAAUUUUGAAACGUUAGAAGCAGACAGCUGUGACCAGCAUUUGAAGGUUGCUAAGAAGAAAGCCAAAAAAUCCAAGCAAAUUGCAGAAACGCAUGAAUUUGCUAAUGUUUCUUUGUCUCAAGAGAAAAACACUGGAUCAGAUGAGGCAGGUGUCAUGGUCACCUUUACACAGAUCCAAGAUUUCUGUGAACCACCUGAUGGUCAGACUGUAGGAUCACCGCAGCCUGAAAAAGAUGGUGAUGUGGUUAAUCAGAAAGAUGUAAUCAAGGAAGAGAGUAGAAUUAAAGACCUCAAAACCACAAAAACCCCUAAAACAAAGAGUAGAAAAGCUGGACGAAAGAAGAGGAAGAUAGCAGGCCUGUUAACUCAAACAGUUAAAGAAGAGGAACAUAAAGAUAUAUCUUAUGAUAACAGAAUUGCCUGUGAUUUUCAAAACAACACACAAAUUCAAAUUUCUGAUAGCUCACAGAGGACAGCAGUUAUUCCAGAGGAAUCCGUAACGAAAUCAAGAAAAUCAACCCGCACACAAAAAACUAACUUGGGUUUAUUUGUUGAAAAUGUGUCAACCCAGGGUUCUUUAGACAUCACUGAGUGUCAUACAAGGCUUGGAGAGACUCUUUACAGUUCCAUGCAGCCUGCUGAUUGUGAAAACCAAUACACUGUUGAGGAAAAGUCACCAAGACGAGGAAGACCGCCUUCAAUUAAAAGCAAGGAACAGAAGUUACCGAUAGCACAUUUAGAAGAUAACGCCUCUCCAUCUGUCCAGAUCUCAGAUCUCUCUUCAUGUGAGGACAACGCAAAGACUCUUUCCAGUUCCAUGCAACCUUCUUAUUGUGAAGACCAGUACACUGUUAAGCAAAAGUCACCAAGACGAGGAAGACCGCCUUCACUUAAAAGCAAGGAACAGAAGUUACCUAUACCACAUUUAGAAGAUAACUCCUCUCCAUCUGUCCAGAUCUCAGAUCUCACUUCAUGUCCGGACAGCACAGAGACUCUUUCCAGUUCCAUGCAACCUGCUGAAUGUGAAGACCAGUACACUGUUCAGCAAAAGUCAACAAGACGUGGAAGACCCCCCUCAAUUAAAAGCAAGAAACAGAAGUCAUCAAUAGCACAUUUAGAAGAUAAUACCUCUCCAUCUAUUCAGAUGUCUGAUUUCUCUUCAUGUCCAGACAGCACAGAGACUCUUUCCAGUUCCAUGCAACCUGCUGAUUGUGAAGGCCAGCACACUAAGCAAAAGUCAUCAAGACGAGGAGGACCCUCCUUAAUUAAAAGCAAGAAACGGAAGUUAUCUAUAGCACAUUUAGAAGAUAACACCUCUCCAUCUGUCCAGAUCUCCGAUCUCUCUUCAUGUCAGGACAGCACAGAGACUCUUUCCAAUUCCAUCCAACUUGCUGAUUGUGAAGGCCAGUACACUGUUAAGCAAAAGUCACCAAAACGAGGAAGACCCUCCUCAAUUAAAAGCAAGAAACGGAAGUUAUCUAUAGGACAUUUAGAAGAUAACACCUCUCCAUCUGUUCAGAUCUCAGAUCUCUCUUCAUGUCAGGACAGCACAGAGACUCUUUCCAGUUCCAUGCAAAUUGCUGAUUGUGAAGACCAGUACACUGUUAAGCAAAAGUCACCAAGACGAGGAAGACCCCCUUCAAUUAAAAACAAGAAAAAGAAGUUAUCUAUUGCCCAUUUGGAAGAUAACACCUCUCCAUCUGUCCAGAUCUCAGAUCUAUCUUUAUGUCAGGACAGCACAGAAAAUACUGUCAAAGCAGCUGCAAGUCCAGCGAAGCAGAAAGUUGUCCAACCCCUUAAAAAGAGAAAGGUUAUUAAAGUGGAUAAUGUAAUGGUUACCAAACAAUUGGGGGCUGAUCCCUCAGAAUCCCUUCAGAGUGUUACUGAUGACUUGUCACACAACAUCCCUGCACUUAAGCAUAAAAAAGGGAAGAACUUUAAAAGACUUAAGUUAUCAAGCUUGAGAGUGUCCAGCAGAACAUCUGAACCAUCAGUCAAAGGUUUUCAGAAAGCAGAUAUACAUUCCCUCCCUCAAAAUUUCACAAACGAUUUCAAUGAGAAAGGGGAAACAUCUUUGCCUAUGCCUGGAACAGUGAAGAAACAAGAUGGAGAUGUCCUGGCAGAUAUAAAGAUUGAGAAUAAGGCAACGGUUAAAGUAGUUAAAGGAGGAAAACGUGGUCGGAAAAGACGAAAAAUUAAAGAACCACACCGUGACCUUGUAACUGAACAUGAAGAGCUUCAAAGAUUAUCAACAAAAGCCAAAAAUAACAAAAUACAAGAUUGUUCUGAACCAGCUAAAAGUUUACUCACAAAGUUUAGUAUAACUAAUGAAUGCUCCACUGAGGAACAAAAUAGUAUAGUUUCAUCAGAGAAAAAUGAUAAUGAGAAAACCAAGCUAAGCAGUGUUGAAAUGCUCCCAGCAAUAACUGUAGGGACCUGUCAGAUAACGCCAAAAACAGAGGUCCUAUGCAGUUCUUCCACUCAGCUGUCCUCCAAUUUAAUGAAAGAAGUCAAGAAGUACAAAGAACACGAUGCUGAGCCAAAUGGAAAUGAUUUAUUUGCGGUUAUUGAUAAUACAGGACUCUCUGGUGGAGUCUCUAGUGGAAUUUGUAACUUAAUUUCUAGCAGUGUGGUCAAAAAGGAGUCAGAACACAUUGAGCUGAAAUGUACUCAGGAAACAGAUGGACUAGGUGUGAAAAUGUCAGGGGAAAAAAUACCUGACAACUCAUCUGAGAUAGAAAAUGCAUUUCAAACAUCUACAGAACAGAAAGUGGAUGGCUUCACACAGGAUAGUGAGGAAUGUGUUGUAAUGCCAAACAAGGUGUCUAAUAAGAGAACAAUGAGAUCCAAGCCUAAAGAAAUAAUGAAGAAACCUCUCACAUGCAAAUACUGUGGUGUUUCCUUUCGGCACAUUACAGCAUAUGCCAUUCAUCAACGCAUUCAUACAGGUGACAAACCCUACAAAUGCAAGAUCUGUGGAAAAACAUUUGCUCAGCUUUCUAAACUGAAAUCUCACCGUAAUGUACAUAAACAGGAUACCUCUUUUCCUUGUCCUUGCUGUAGCCAAAGAUUCUUGCAGAAAGAAGAUUUGCUAUGUCAUUUUCAAGUCCACUUGCAGGAAUCAAAAGCGAACAGCGAACCACAUAAGGCCAUUAAGAGCAAGAAAAAUACUUCAUCAGAUGUGUGUUCAGAGACCCCAAACAAUUAUGGGUGCCUUAUUUGCAAGAAAAACUUUGUAAACCACAUCAAAUUGCAGAAUCACAUGCAAGCACAUGAAGUGAAGAGGCCCUUGACUUGUAAAGACUGUGGGAAGAAGUUUUGGAAACCGUCAAGCCUCGCAGCUCAUGAAAAAAGUCACUGGCCUGUUAAACCAUAUGCAUGUUCGAUUUGUGGAAAAGGCUUUAACCAGCUGAAGGCCCUAAAAAAACAUUCUCAGGACCAUGCCGGCGAGACUCCUUUCUCCUGCUUUCACUGCGGUCAUGCAUUCAGUGCCCUGUCUGAACUUAGGAUGCACCAGGCAUCAAAAACAUGCAUUGCAAGGAAGAACGAUGAGGCAAGCGGUAACAUUGAGGGCUUUAUUGUAAGUCAAGGAGUUGAUGGUCAAGUGAACACACCAGUAUUCUUCAAGUGCCAAAUAUGCAAACAGCUUUUCAGGAAAUGGUGCCAAUACACUCUUCACCUUCAAACACACACCAGUUCUCCCCCAUACAUUUGUUUUUCUUGUGGUCAGUGUUAUGAGAAGGAUUCAGAAAUGAAUGUUCAUUGUGAGGUUUGUUGCCAGUCAAGUGGGGAGGAGCAAAUUUGUGGUCAAUCACUCUCUGAAAUAAUGCAAGGUGUUACCCAAGUCUACCCUUUAAAGUGUACCUCAUCUCAGACUUUACCAAGUACAGGACUUUCGGCUGAAUUCCCAAACGCAGACCAGCUCGGAACAACUCCCGCAGCUGCCUCAAUCGAUGGAUGUGGUACCUACACAAACAGGAGACACAGAUCUUUCACAGCUUCCUAAAACUUGUUCUACCCUGUCACCCAUCAAGCUCCCAAUUGCUCAGUCACCCAAUCAUUCUGAUGUUGGCUGUACUUCCACAAGUAGCUCUCUAGAAUGCAUUGAAAUCACUCCGAGUCUUUGGAAAUUUAAGUGUUCACGUUGUGGUCAGCGAUUCGAGCAGUACAGGACUUUGAGUGCUCAUCUGCAAAUGCAUGCUCCUGGAUUCAGAUAUACCUGUGCACAUUGUGGACAGUUCUUUGAAAGGUGGAGUAAACUAUGGCUACAUCAGCGACGUCAUCGCCUAAAAAGUCGUCGUUACUCUUGUAAUCAGUGCAAUCUGCAGUUUCAUUUCUUUAGCUCCUUUAAAGAACAUAUGAUCGACCAUGCUGGGCAGAGUCCGUAUUCUUGUCCGCUCUGUCCCAAAACCUUCAUUCAGGAGGCAAGCUUACAUGCUCACCAAUGUGAGUCUCAUAAACUUUGUAAAAGUCUCAAAUGUGAUGUCUGUUCUAAGACUUUCAGUAGUUUAACAAACUUAAUCAAGCACAGUCUUCUGCACAAUGGUUCUACCUCUCACAUUUGUCUCCCUUGCAAUCUCUCAUUCACAAAUACAAGAGUCUUAAAGGAACACUUGAAAACGCACACCACAUCCCAUAGACCGGCCCUCCCUGAUAUCCCAUCAGAGCCACUCGAUUUUCCUCACAAAUGCAAGAGGUGUAAAGCUAGCUUUUCAACGGGAGAUUUGCUGUACGCUCAUCAGAUACGGCACUCUAGAGAUGCAAAGACUCAUGUCCGUCCAGCAUUAGUACCUACCUCAAAAUUGUCAGAUUCUACCCCAUCCACCACUCGAAGGAAUCAUAUAUCAGACCUCAAACUUGAUGGAAUACCCAAUGAUGAAAGCCUGUAUGUUUAUUCCCACCCUGACAGGCUCUAUGUGCCCCCUAGUCGCAGAGUACAGAUUCCAGUCAUUAAUUUGGACCCUGAUGAACACGAGGAGGCCUCAGACUCUCAGAAUACCAGUCCUGAACUUCCAAACAGUGAAAUCACUGCUCAGUCUGACAGCACACAUCUACCUCAGGCCACAUCAGGUCAGGAAACCACCAACCUAAAUUUAAGUGAAAGCAUAAAGGAGAUGGCUAAUGGUAAAUGUAAUUACAGCCGCAGGAAUCAGAGAUCUAGAUUUGUGGAGACAAGUGUUGAUAUGGAGAUAGAAACAACUGCUCAAGAAGAGUCGGAGAGUUUUGAAUGUGCAGACUGCACUGAAAAACUUAGCAGCGUGUUGAGCCUUUAUGAACAUUAUAUACUUCAUGCAAUGGGAGAUACAUAUGUACAUUGAUAAUGUUGGAAGGUAGAUGGUUUCCCGUGGAUUUACGUUUUGAAAUGAAUGUUUAAAACAAAUGUUGACACUCUUAUGUUUUACAGUCCCACUUUGUUUUUGCCUGUUUAAAGCCAAUAUUGGCAAAAUGUUUUUUAUAUUUAUCUUGGAAAAAGGAGCAUUACCAUACCUCUUUCUUCUAACAUGCUCUUUGAGCCCUGAGGUUUUAGUUUAAAAAGUUGUUGCCCACUAGCCAUUCCUAGAGACUGUACUGCAAGGGUCAUGUCACUAUGCCUUAUCUAAAGUCAUCUCUGUGCUGCCCAUUUUUCAACAUAUUUUUAUUUGUGCCUUCAAUGAGAGGUUUGGUUCUGUAAAGGAUCUGUAAAUAGCUGUAAAAAAAACUGCAUAUCUACACAACCUGCUAGUCCGCCCCUGUAAAAAUUGUACUGGUCAUUUUCAACAUUCCAAACUGAAAUUUUGUAACAUUGAGAGGUGGCUAAAUAUAGUUUAACCUAAAGGUUUCAUAUAUGAAUGUCUGGAUGUAACAAAAUAUACUGUAUAUUGUAAAAUUGUGUAGAUCUUGAGAACAUUUCUGGGGAAAAUGUUUGCUUUUGCAAAGAUGACUUUAAGAAUUCUUUUCAUUGUAUUCAGUUUUUUGUAAAUAAAACAUACUACUAGUCA